This is a messenger RNA of Coregonus clupeaformis (lake whitefish), 1350 nucleotides long. RefSeq names its product StAR-related lipid transfer (START) domain containing 4 (gene stard4). The transcript is spliced from 6 exons. Lineage: Eukaryota; Metazoa; Chordata; Actinopteri; Salmoniformes; Salmonidae. The record is from RefSeq and is a predicted model, not a curated record. Gene Ontology annotation, cellular component: endoplasmic reticulum; cytosol. Gene Ontology annotation, biological process: cholesterol transport involved in cholesterol storage; cholesterol import; intracellular cholesterol transport. Gene Ontology annotation, molecular function: cholesterol transfer activity; cholesterol binding. Bases 379 to 1014 code for a protein of 211 amino acids.
UGGGUAGGGAUGUCCCAAGGAUAGCAUGGAUCAUUGGGCAAUACAUAGCAUGAGCAAUCCAGGGUUUAUUCACGUCACUGUGCCGUUUAACACAUUAGCUUGCACAAGGAGCGCACCUAUUCAUGCAGGUUCAUAUAAACUCUCCACCCUCUGCCACUACUGCCACUCGAUGGUCCGAUAUUCAGUAAAGCAUCUGACCAAUAGGAACACGAAACAUACCAAACACAGGAAACGACUAGACUUCUGAUUGGGUGAUAGAAGAGCCCUCACCUCACAUACAUGGACAUAAUUCUCGUUCACGGUUUGCGGAAGUGUCUACUAUAAAUAUAUUAAAACUAAACCACUAUCGUAAAUUACAACACCAUUCAAAGGGUCAAAAUGGGAAGCUUGCAAGACCCCAGUGCUUUGACAGCCAGACUGCAGAAGACCCUCAUCUCUUACCACAGCAUGGAUGAGAAUGAGUGGAGGGUAGCCAAGAAAUCGAAAGAUGUCAUGGUAUGGAGAAAGUCAUCAGAGGAGUUUCAUGGCUAUCUGUAUAAAGCCCAGGGUAUGGUCGACGAUAACCCCAAUAGAAUAGUGGAUUACAUACGCCCUGGGCCUUAUCGAUUAGACUGGGAUAGUUUGAUGACAGCAAUGGACAUAAUAGAAACCCUCGAUCAGGGCUGUUGUGUGAUGAGGUACGCUACUGCAGGCCAGCUGUGGAACAUCAUCGCUCCCAGAGAGUUCAUUGAUUUCUCCUACACCACAGACUACCAGGAUGGCCUCUUGUCUUGCGGUAUCAGUGUGGAGCAUGAGAAGCAGCACCAGAGUUAUGUCCGGGGCUUCAACCACCCAUGUGGCUGGUUCUGUGUGCCCACCCCAGACAGCACUACCACCCCAACCCAGAGCCUCCUGACAGGGUACAUUCAGACAGACCUCCGGGGUAUGAUCCCCCAGUCUGCCGUGGACACGGCCAUGGCCAGCACCCUCAUCAACUUCUACAAUGACCUGCGCAAGGCUCUGAAGAAGGCCUAACCAGUACUAGCCCGGUUGCCAGAUUGGUUUAUGCUUUAGCCAACUGUCGUAUUUGUUGUUAUACUGAAUGUAUGGGAUGGCAAGGGAAUUAAGGGGUUGGCUAAAGCACGUUCAAAUCUGGCGACUAGGCUAAACCAAUACAUCCUAACAGCACUCCUUUUCAAUACACCAAUCGAUUGAUCAGUCAGUCUACACUCCACCCUCAUAGAGGGCUACUGAGAUCCAACUCCAAUGCAGUCCAACUCAGCGUAGGAUCCAGUUUAAGUCCCGUGUAGCUCAAUUGGUAGAGUAUGGCUAUGGGCUCCCGAGUGGCGCAGCGAUCUAAGGCACUGCAUC